Messenger RNA from Micropterus salmoides (largemouth bass), 2995 nucleotides. RefSeq names its product RNA-binding protein 20-like. Gene Ontology annotation, cellular component: nucleus. The record is from RefSeq and is a predicted model, not a curated record. Gene Ontology annotation, biological process: regulation of RNA splicing. The annotation marks the transcript as partial. NCBI's taxonomy places the organism in Eukaryota, Metazoa, Chordata, Actinopteri, Centrarchiformes, Centrarchidae. The transcript has 9 exons. Gene Ontology annotation, molecular function: mRNA binding; zinc ion binding.
CCAUUUCCACCCAGAAAAGCCACAGCAGGGCGUGUCGUUCACAUCUGCAACCUCCCUGAAGGCAGCUGCACAGAGAAUGAUGUCAUCAACCUGGGACUACCUUUUGGCAAAGUCACCAACUACAUCCUCAUGCGCUCUACCCAUCAGGCAUUUCUGGAGAUGGCGUAUGUUGAAGCAGCUCAGGCCAUGGUUCAAUACUACCAACUUACUCCUGCUAUGAUUAACACUCAGAAACUUCUCAUACGAAUGUCUAAGAGGUACAAGGAGCUGCAACUCAAGAAACCGGGUAAGGAUGUUCAAUCAAUCAUCCAGGAUAUCAGCUGUCAGCGGGAGAGGGAUGAGAUGCAAGAACUUGAGCAAUACAUGCCAGAGAGAGCACGCUCCCGCAGCCCUAUCAGCCGCUCUUUGAGUCCUCACUCACACAGCCCGAGUUUUACAUCAUGCAGCUCAGCCCACAGUCCCCAGGGGCCACAAUGCAGGGGUCCGGAGAGAGGCAGUAAUGGCCUGGGCUCCUGCCGGGACUCUUGGGAUUGGUCAUCACACUUAAGAAGGGGUGAGGAUGAAAGGGAGAGGGAUGACACAUGGAGGAACGGGGGCAGCAUAGAUGACGAUCGGGCUAAUGGACGCGCAGCCGACCGUCGGAAGGCUUACCAGAAACCCUUGGAUCAUAUCAGCUUGAGAUCUGCAGAUGAGCAGCGAGGAGGAGGAGGUGGUGAAGGGAUGAGGGGAAACAGAGACUGGCACCCACGAGGCAGCCCUCAAGGUGUGUCCUUCAACGCUUACAGGAACAUAGAGGACGAUUUCUACAUGAAGGAACAAAUGUACAAGUCAGACAAGCUGCCCAGACCUCCAUACCAAAGGCAUGACACAAAGCCAAAGCGGAGGGAUGGUGGUGACCACCACAGCAGAUCGAGGCAUUCUGAGUUUGAUAUGACUGAGGAGCCACUUCGCAGAACACUAGAAGACAAGAGGCAGAGUUCACCAGACAGGGGCAGGAGCAAAAAGAUAAGCAGGAGGCACACCACUGUGGAAAAACAGGAGAGAGAAAAUGCUACUGAAAACAUGGAUCGCCAGUCAAAAGAAAAAUCUGUGUCACCUCAGCAACUCAAUAAGCCAAAAGAAACUACUGAAUGUAGUAAAGAGAGAGACACUGUGAAGCAGAGGGAAAGUGGAGAUGACACUGAUGAAGAGUGUUGGUAUCCCAAGAACAUGGAGGAACUGGUCACUGUAGAUGAAGUCGGGGGAGAGGAUGAUUCCAUUAUUGAGCCAGACCUUCCUGAGCUGGAAAAGUAUACAUCCUGCCCCAAAGAGUCUGCAGAGGAAGAAGCAGUGGAGGAGCAUGUAUUACCCCCUACCUCCUCCUCUUUGGAGGUGCGGGAGAUAUCUAACGAAAAGUCUAACCAAGAAAAGUUCUGUGAGGAUGCUGGAGACCCAGCAGAAACAUCUUUAACUGAGAAACCAGGGAAAGUUUUAACUGCACCCAGUCCUGAAGACCAGAAACGUGGUCCAGUGGCUCCUGAUCUACCAGUCACCAACCUUAAUGACUUCCCCUGUGAGGAGUUCAAGGCUGCACUAGAAGAGACAUGUUUAGAGGUUAAAAUAAAGAAAAGCGGGUCAUCAGAAGAGCCAAUGGAAAAUCACGUUUAUGUAUCAGAGGACAGCAAAACCAUGGAAGUAGGACGGGUCACAGAAACAAUCAAUGAUGGGGUUCAACAGAAGGACGGCAGUCUUAAAACAGAGCUUGAGGCCCCCUUGCCAUCUCAUGAGCAAAACAAAGCUGUCAGUGAACACAGCAUCUCUUUGGGAGUAGAGUUCAUUGUGCCAAAGACUGGCUUCUACUGUAAACUCUGCGGGCUGUUCUACACCAGCGAGGAGACUGCAAAGACCACUCACUGCCGCAGCACGGUACACUACAGGAACCUACAGAAAUACCUUUCCCAGCUGGCAGAGGAGAGUCUGUCAGGCACACAACCAUCAGCCGCACAGUGACAUCAGCUUGACCUCUCACGUCUUGUUCAGCAAACAGCAGAGGAUAGAUUUGUGUGUGCGUGCUGUUGGUGCAAAGAUGUGGACUACUACAGCAUGGUAAAUGUGACACGUGGAAGCUAGAGUAUGCGGACGAUUGCACUGGUUUUGUUAUUCUGGGGGAGGGAUGUUUGUAUGCCUUGAAUGACACUGACAACCCCAGCCAUAGAUGCUCUCAGUGUUACAAUACAAUGUACAUACCUGAAGUGUAAUGUAUAAUGAGGCUACAAUAUUUAAUUGCAAUUGUUUUCAUUUAUCAGUUUCCUUGCAGUUUAUGUCAUUAGAUUUUGUGUGAUAAAAUGUAUUUGUUGUUUAUUUAUUUUUUUGAAAGGGAAAUGUAUUAAUUAAAUUAAAUUAGUUACGAAGACGACAUGUUGUUACAGCGUGGGCUUAUGGUAGUCCAUCUGCUGAGUUUAAAUCAAUUACAAUACAAUUAUUUAUCAAUAAUGAUACAUUUACAAUUGCAAAAUAACUUGAAAAACGUGCCAAGGAAUGUUUUUACUAAAAAACUGAUGCAGAUUCUCAGGUUUCAGAUUUCACUGUACAGCUUAGUACACAGCAUUUACAUUUUUAUUUAUAUCUGUGGUUUUAAAGGCUCUCGCUUUUUUUCUUUUACAUUUUGACAGUUUGUGCACUACAAUAUCUGUCUGUUGGGUAAAAAUGUACAUUAUUUGGAUUGAUAAUGAUGCAACUAUGCAAAAGAUCUUUAUUUUCUUGAAGUUCUAUGUUGGAUUUAAUUCAUGAAACAAUCACUGGUCACAUUUGCCAACAUAUGUAAUGCCUUAAAUAUUAAAGACCUUAGACUGGACCAUGUGUUUAAUUUAUCAGAGUUAAACAUGCAAUGUUAUCAAGCCAGAAUUUGUUUUUGUAUACUGUGAAUACUGAUCCUGUGACAUCAAUGAUAGUGUUGUUUUCUUUGACAAACUUUUCAUAUGACUUUCAAUGCAAAAAAAUAAACAUUUUAAACAUG